CCGCCAUAACAAAGUUGUGUUUUGUUUUGGAUCUAUGGGGGUUCGCCUUGUUUUUUUCUUGCCUUGUGUGUGGUCGUGGUAUCGUAUAGGUAUUUACAAUAACUAUUAGCAUUGCUUGCACAUUCGUGCUGUAAUAAUUCUCAAGAAUAUUUAAAACAAAUGUAAAUAAUUUCAAAAGUGAUACUGUAUCAAGAACAUUAAAAAUGGGUCUACAGGAACGAAGUUGCAAAAUCUUGCAACUAUCUGAUUGUGCCAUGAUGUAUAUUUUAUCCAAUUUGGACGCAACUUCUCUUUUCCAGCUUAGCAGGACUUGUCAUUACUUUAAAAACAUUGUGGAAGACCCCAAACUCUGGGAAUUCAUUGAAGCCCGAAAGGAGCCAAACAGUACCAAAAAGGUGCAGUAUGUCUGUGACAGGAUUCACGACAGGACUACGCACAUUCUAAUGAGAGCUGAAAGUAGAUAUGAUGGUGUUAUACCUCAGGACACUUUGUUGGGCUUGAACCAGCUUCAAAAUCUUCGGGUUUUAGCUUUGGAAAAUCAACGCAUUGAUGGCAAAAAUAUUAAUUUGCAAAGAUUUCCACGAACCUUGGUGGAGUUGAGUUUGAAAAAAAGCUAUGUUAGAAAUGGGAAGCAAUUUUUCCAUGGUUCCUUUAUGGCAAUGAGCAAUCUAAGGGUUCUAAUCUUAGACGAAUGUGAUUGGUUGGACAGUAACUUUUUUAUAUCAAUAGCCAAAUAUCCAAAUUUGGAAAUACUUUCCAUUAUAAAAUGUAUGAGACUCCACUUCAAUGUACUUCCAUAUCUCAGCAUUGCAAGACAUGCCUGUAAACAAUUGAAAAUCAUCGACUGCAGAUUUAACACCAUAAGUAAUGAGGUCUUGAUGCAAGCGAGUAGAUCAGUAAUGGCUCUAUACUUUCAAAGCAUGUCCUCUCAUAAACUAGAUACUGGUGUCAAAUUGAUGAGACUCCCUCAAGUGGAACAAGCAGAUGAGAGGGCUGUGAGUAUACGAAACGAGAGCUUAUAUCAAUUUCAGUUUUUAACUGGACACAAUAUUGAAGAAUUGCCUCAAAGCCUUUUAUACCAGGAUCCAUAUCCAGAGUGUUCUUGUAAAUGGAAGAAUGAUGUUAAAAACAAAAAAGAAGCUGAUGAAGCUAAGGGACCAUGGCCAGUAGACGAUUAUAUUGAUUUCGAUAUUCCUCCUACAAAAUUUAUUUGCCGCAGACACAUGAAAGAUUUGAAAAAACUUCCCAAGAAUUUUAAAAAUUUCUUUUACGAUAAUCAAAAGAAAUUUUAUCCUUCUCAGUCAGAGGACUCCAACUCGGACGAUGACAGUGAUUCUGAAGACAAUGAUAGAGAAUGUUGUAUGUUUGGGGUAGGCAAAACACAGCAAAUGAUCGUUUUGAAAGUUCGUGAGGCUGAUGAACAAGGAAAUUUGCCCCAACCAGAGGUAAUCAACCUCUUUGAUGUCAAUGAUGCAAAUCGAUUUGAUGUUAAUCCUCCACCACGAGCAAGUAGCCCCCAACCAGGUCCGUCGACCUCAGGAACUAACCGACAAGCACCCAAAAGAAAAGCAGAAGAUGAACCAGGACCCAGCAGCAGUAGUUCAAGUGACCAACAAAAAAAGCAAAAACUACCACCAGAAGCAGGAGCUAGCACUAGCAGUUCUAAUAUGGCUGAGCCUUCACCCUCACGCCCAACAUCAGUAUUCCGUCGUUCUGUUGUUAAUACGGGACCUACGUCAUGGUCAAGACUUGUUACUCUUAAUGAACGAGUUGUGUUCCCAGUAAGAGCACCUUACUCAAUCCAAGUACAUCACCGAACGGCUGAUAGAUUUGAUCAUAUUAUGGAACAGAUAAGACAAAGAAUUUAUUUCAGGUAUUAUGAAAAAAUUCCUCAGGACGCCAACAAAACUAGAUUGCGUCGCCUCUCGUUGAGAGGCUACAGAGCAAUUACAGAUGAAGCUUUAAUAUCCAUAAGAAAUCUCAACUUGGACUUAUUAGAUGUCACUUAUACCAGGGUGACUAAAGAAGGUAUUUCAAAUUUCCUCGUUUGGAAUCCUAACUGUAGGGUUCUACAUCCGGACUAUUGCGUUUGUAAACCCAGGAUUCCUUGCUAAAGCAAGAAGGCUGAAAUAUGUAUUUGUAAAUACAUACAUAUAUUAUUUCCAAAUUUAUGCAAUUAUAGUAUUAGUUUAAUGGAUAGUAUCCAUUUGCUUGAAAAGUUUAUUCAGUAGGGAAUUAAUUAUUAUUAGCUUCUAUUGAGUUUUCAAUCUAUAAGAAGGAUUGAAUUGUUAAUUUAUCACUUUACAAGUGAUAUUGAUAAUAUGUACCUAUAUAAUAUUAUUUUCAAAUUUAUUAUUAUGGGUAUUAUAAUAUUAGUUUAAUGGAUUGUAUUUAUUUGCUCAGUUCCUUCAAAAGGGAAUUUAUAUUUGCUUCUAUUUCACUUUUAAUUAUAUAUUACAAAAAUUGAUUUGUUUAUUUAUUACUUUACAAGUGACAUCUUGUACUUAUUUAAAUUUAAAAUAUAUCUAAGGUUUGUACAUGCAAAAAUUAGUAGUUUCAUUUAUUCUUUAAACUUAAAUCCCAGUCUUUUGAGGUCUUCUUUUGCUUCAAGAAUUUC
Ceutorhynchus assimilis (cabbage seed weevil) is the source of this 2617-nucleotide messenger RNA. The record is from the annotation of a GenBank genome assembly. NCBI's taxonomy places the organism in Eukaryota, Metazoa, Arthropoda, Insecta, Coleoptera, Curculionidae.